GAACUGCACCUUCUGAGCACUUCCCAAGUUGCUCAACUUACAAUGGACUCUGGAGCCUUGAACAACCCAGACAUGAUCACCAUGGUACUUGACCAUCUAGAAAAUGGCGAUGCGUUUCAGAACGUGAAUGAAUUCCUGGCAGCUCUAGAACAGAAUUCGCAGGUUUUGGAAAUCCAUCCCGUGGUGAGGGACAUCAUGAUGAAUCAGACCUUUGCCAUCAUCAGUCUCCAUUUUACAGAGUUCUUGAGAGGAGACUGGAUUUCCUGGUUCACAGUGAAACUGAUUCCUCUCCUGCCCAGCAUAACUGCAGAGAUGCUCCAGAGAGCAACAUCAGACGGCAACUGCAUCGCAUUCCACGCAAUCGUUGAGGGUCUUAGCAGCGUCUUUGACCAGAUGUCACUGGAGAGACAGCAGGAGCUCACACUUGUUCUGGUGGAUCAUCUGAAACACAUGAGCGAAUCAGGCUCAACCUGCGGGUCAGACACCAGCAGUCUUAGUGCCUGGCUUGAUGUGAAUUUUGGUAAAUACUCAGUCUACGUGGCAUUCCAAGAUCUUCUACUGCUCAAUACGAACUUCUCCAAUUUUGAGGAACUGGACUCUUUGAGCGCUUCCCAAGUUGCUAAACUGACAGUGGACUCUGGAGCACUGAACAACCCAUACAUGAUCACCAUGGUAUUUGACUAUCUAGAAAAUGGCGAUGCAUUGCAGAACGUGAAUGGUUUUCUGGCAGGUCUCACCCAGAAUUCGCAGGCUUUGGAAAUCCAUCCAGUGGUGAGGGACAUGAUGAUGAAUCGGACCUUUGCCAUCAUCAGUCUCCAUUUGACAGAGUUCUUGAGAGAAGACUGGGUUUCCUGGUUCACCGUGCAACUGAUUCCUCUCUUGCCCAGCAUAACUGCAGAGAUGCUCCAGACAGCUACAACCUACGGUGACUGCAUCACAUUCCACGCAAUUGUUGAGGGUCUUAGCAGCGUCUUUGACCAGAUGUCACUGGAGAGACAGCAGGAGCUCACAAUUGUUCUGGUGGAUCAUCUGAAACACACCGGCGGAUCGGGCUCAACCUGUGGGUCAGACACCAGCAGUCUUAGAGCCUGGCUUGAUAUGAACUUUGGUAAAUUCUCAGUCUACGUGGUAUUCCAAGAUCUGCUACUGCUCAAUGCAAACUUUUCCAAUUUUGAGGCACUAGACCUUCUGAGCGCUUCUCAAGUGGCUCAACUUACGGUGAACUCUGAAGCCCUGAACAACCCAGACAUGAUCACCAUGGUAUUUGACCAUCUAGAAAAUGGCAAUGCGUUCCAAAAUGUGAAUGAUUUCCUGGCAGGUCUCACCCAGAAUUCACAGACUUUGGAAAUCCAUCCGGUGGUGAGGGACGUCAUGAUGAUUCGAACCUUUGCCAUCAUCAGUCUCCAUUUUACACAGUUCUUGAGAGUAGACUGGGUUUCCUGGUUCACAGUGAAACUGAUUCCUCUCCUGCCCAGCAUAACUGCAGAGAUGCUCCAGACAGCAACAUCAGAUGGCGACUGCCUCGCAUUCCACACAAUCGUUGAGGGUCUUAGCAUAGUCUUUGACCAGAUGUCACUGGAGAGACAGCAGGAGCUCACACUUGUUCUGGUGGAUCAUCUGAAACACCCCGGCAGAUCAAGUUCAACCUGCGGGACAGACACCAGUAGUCUCAGUGCCUGGCUUGAUGUGAACUUUGGUAAAUUCUCAGUCUACGUGGCAUUCCAAAAUCUGCUACUGCUCAAUGCAAACUUUUUCAAUGUUGAGGCACUGGACUCUCUGAGCGCUUCCCAAGUUGCUAAGCUGACGGUGGACUCUGGAGGACUGAACGACCCAGACAAGAUCACCAUGGUAUUUGACCAUCUAGAUAAUGGCGAUGCAGUCCAGAACGUGAAUGAUUUCCUGGCAGGUCUCACCCAGAUUUCACAGGUUUUGGAAAUCCAUCCAGUGGUGAGGGACAUCAUGAUGAAUCGGACCUUUGCCAUCAUCCGUCUCCAUUUUACUGAGUUCUUGAGAGGAGACUGGGUUUCCUGGUUCACCGUGAAACUGAUUCCUCUCAUGCCCAGCAUAACUGCAGAGAUGCUCCAGACAGCAACAUCAUAUGGCGACUGCAUCACUUUCCACACAAUAGUUGAGGGUCUUAGCAGCGUCUUUGACCAGAUGUCACUGGAGAGACAGCAAGAGCUCACACUUGUUCUGGUGGAUCAUUUGAAACACACCAGUGGAUCGGGCUCAACCUGUGGGUCAGACACCAGCAGUCUCAGAGCAUGGCUUGAUGUGAACUUUGGUAAAUUCUCAGUCUACGUGGCAUUCCAAGAUCUGAUACUGCUUAAUGCAAACUUUUCCAAUUUUGAGGCACUAGACCUUCUGAGCGCUUCCCAAGUUGCUCAACUUACGGUGAACUCUGGAGCACUGAACAACCCAGACAUGAUCACCAGGGUAUUUGAUCAUCUAGAAAAUGCUGAUGCCUUCCAGAACAUGAAUGAUUUCCUGGCAGGUCUCGCCCAGAAUUCGCAGGCUUUGGAAAUCCAUCCGGUGGUGAGGGACAUCAUGAUGAAUCGGACCUUUGCCAUCAUCAGUCUCCAUUUUACACAGUUCUUGAGAGUAGACUGGAUUUCCUGGUUCACGGUGAAACUGAUUCCUCUCCUGCCCAGCAUAACUGCAGAGAUGCUCCAGACAGCAACAGCAGACAGCGACUGCAUUGCAUUCCACGCAAUCGUUCAGGGUCUUAGCAGCGUCUUUGACCAGAUAUCACUGGAGAGACAGCAGGAGGUCACACUUGUUAUGGUGGAUCAUCUGAAACACACCGGCGAAUCAGGCUCAACCUGUGGGUCAGACACCAGCAGUCUCAGAGCCUGGCUUGAUGAGAACUUUGGUAAAUUCUCAGUCUACGUGGCAUUCCAAGAUCUGCUACUGCUCAAUGUAAACUUUUCCAAGUUUGAGGCACUGGACUCUCUGAGCGCUUCCCAAGUUGCUAAGCUGACGGUGGACUCUGGAGCCCUGAACAACCCAGACAUGAUCACCAUGGUAUUUGACCAUCUAGAAAAUGGCGAUGCGUUCGAGAACAUGAAUGAUUUCUUGGCAGGUCUCACGCAGAUUUCGCAGGCUUUGGAAAUCCAUCCAGUAGUAAGGGGCAUGAUGAUGAAUCGGACUUUUUCCAUCAUCAGUCUCCAUUUUACAGAGUUCUUAAGAGGAGACUGGGUUUCCUGGUUCACCGUAAAACUGAUUCCUCUCUUGCCCAGCAUAACUGCAGAGAUGCUCCAGACAGCUACAUCCUAUAGCGACUGCAUCGCAUUUCAUACAAUCGUUGAGGGUCUAAGCAGGGUCAUUGACCAGAUGUCACUGGAGAGACAGCAGGAACUCACAAUUAUUCUGGUGGAUCAUCUGAAACACAGUGGCGGAUCGGGCUCAGCCUGUGGGUCAGACACUAGCAGUCUCAGAGUCUGGCUUGAUAUGAACUUUGGUAAAUUCUCAGUCUACGUGGCAUUCCAAGAUCUGCUACUGCUCAAUGGAAACUUUUCCAAUUUUGAGGCACUGGACCUUCUGAGCGCUUCCCAAGUUGUUCAACUUACGGUGAACUCUGGAGCACUGAACAACCCACACAUGAUCACCAUGGUAUUUGACCAUCUAGAAAAUGGCAAUGCAUUUCAAAACGUGAAUGAUUUCCUGGCAGGUCUCACCCAGAAUUCGCAGGCUUUGGAAAUCCAUCCGGUGGUGAGGGAUGUCAUGAUGAAUCGGACCUUUGCCAUCAUCCGUCUCCAUUUUACACAGUUCUUGAGAGUUGACUGGGUUUCCUGGUUCACAUUGAAACUGAUUCCUCUCCUGCCCAGCAUAACUGCAGAGAUGCUCCAGACAGCAACAUCAGAUGGCGACUGCAUCGCAUUCCACGCAAUCGUUGAGGGUCUUAGCAUAGUCUUUGACCAGAUGUCACUGGAGAGACAACAGGAGCUCACACUUGUUCUGGUGGAUCAUCUGAAACACCCCAGCAGAUCAGGCUCAACCUGCGGGUCAGACACCAGCAGUCUAAGCGCCUGGCUUGAUGUAAACUUUGGUAAAUUCUCAGUCUACGUGGCAUUCCAAGAUCUGCUACUGCUCAAUGCAAACUUUUUCAAUUUUGAGGCACUAGACUCUCUGAGUGCUUCCCAAGUUGUUAAGCUGACGGUGGACUCUGGAGCACUGAACAAUCCAGACAUGAUCACCAUGGUAUUUGACCAUCUAGAAAAUGGCAAUGCGUUUCAGAACGUGAAUGAUUUCCUGGCAGGUCUCACACAGAAUUCGCAGACUUUGGAAAUCCAUCCGGUGGUGAGGGACACCAUGAUGAAUCGUACCUUUGCCAUUGUCAGUCUCCAUUUUACAAAGUUUAUGAGAGGAGACUGGGUUUCCUGGUUCACCGUAAAUCUGAUUCCUCUCUUGCCCAGCAUAACUGCAGAGAUGCUUCAGAAAGCAACAUCCUACGACGACUGCAUUGCAUUCCAGGCAAUCAUUGAGGGUCUUAGCAGCGUCUUUGACCAGAUGUCACUGGAGAGACAGCAGGAGCUCACAAUUGUUCUGGUGGACCAUCGGAAACAAACUAGUGGAUCGGGCUCAACCUGUGGGUUAGACACCAGCAGUCUCAGAGCCUGGCUUGAUAUGAACUUUGGUAAAUUCUCAGUCUACGUGGCAUUCCAAGAUCUGCUACUGCUCAAUGCGAACUUUUCCAAUUUUGAGGCACUGGACCUUCUGAGCGCUUCCCAAGUUGCUCAACUUACGGUGAACUCUGGAGCACUGAACAACCCACACAUGAUCACAAUGGUUUUUGACUAUCUAGAAAAUGCAGAUGCGUUCCAGAACGUAAAUGAUUUCCUGGCAGGUCUCGCCCAGAAUUCACAGGCUUUGGAAAUCCAUCCAGUGGUGAGGGACAUCAUGAUGAAUCGGACCUUUGCCAUCAUUAGUCUCCAUUUUACACAUUUCUUGAGAGUAGACUGGGUUUCCUGGUUCACGGUAAAACUGAUUCCUCUCCUUCCCAGCAUAACUGCUGAGAUGCUCCAGACAGCAACAUCAGACGGCGACUGCAUUGCAUUCCGCACAAUUGUUGGGGGUCUUAGCAGUGUCUUUGACCAGAUGUCACUGGAGAGACAGCAGGAGCUCACACUUGUUCUGGUGGAUCAUCUGAAACACACCGGCAGAUCAGGCUCAACCUGUGGGUCCGACACCAGCAGUCUCAGAGCCUGGCUUGAUGUGAACUUUGGUAAAUUCUCAGUCUACGUGGCAUUCCAAGAUCUGCUACUGCUCAAUGUGAACUUUGUGAAUUUUGAGACACUUGACUUUCUUAGCGCUUCCCAAGUUGCUAAGCUGACGGUGGACUCUGGAGCACUGAACAACCCAGACAUGAUCACCAUGGUAUUUGACCAUCUAGAAAAUGGCGAUGCGUUCCAGAACAUGAAUGAUUUCCUGGCAGGUCUCACCCAGAAUUCGCAGGUUUUGGAAAUCCAUCCAGUGGUGAGGGACAUCAUGAUGAAUCGGACCUUUGCCAUCAUCAGUCUCCAUUUUACAGAGAUCUUGAGAGGGGACUGGGUUUCCUGGUUCACCGUGAAACUGAUUCCUCUCUUGCCCAGCAUAACUGCAGAGAUGCUCCAGACAGCAACAUCCUACAGCGACUGCAACGCAUUCCAGGCAAUCGUUGAGGGUCUUAGCAGCAUCUUUGACCAGAUGUCACUGGAGAAACAGCAGGAUCUCUCAUUUGUUCUGGUGGACCAUCUGAAACACACAGGUGGAUCGGGCUCAACCUGCGGGUCAGACACCAGCAGUCUCAGAGCCUGGCUUGAUGUGAACUUUGGUAAAUUCUCAGUCUACGUGGCAUUCCAAGAUCUGCUACUGCUCAAUGCAAACUUUUCCAAUUUUGAGGCACUGGACCUUCUGAGUGCUUCCCAAGUUGCACAACUUACAGUGAACUCUGGAGCACUGAACAACCCAGACAUGAUCACCAUGGUAUUUGACCAUCUAGAAAAUGCCAAUGCGUUCCAGAACGUGAAUAAUUUUCUGGCAGGUCUCACCCAGAAUUCACAGGCUUUGGAAAUCCAUCCGGUGGUGAGGGACAUCAUGAUGAAUCGGACAUUUGCCAUCAUCAGUCUCCAUUUUACACAGUUCUUGAGAGUAGACUGGGUUUCCUGGUUCACUGUGAAACUGAUUCCUCUCCUGCCCAGCAUAAAUGCAGAGAUGCUCCAGACAGCAACAUCAUAUGGCGACUGCAUUGCAUUCCACGCAAUCGUUGAAGCUCUUAGCAGCGUCUUUGACCAGAUGUCACUGGAGAGACAGCAGGAGCUCACACUUGUUCUGGUGGAUCAUCUUAAACACCCUGGAAGAUCGGGCUCAACCUGCGGGUCAGACAUCAGCAGUCUCAGCACCUGGCUUGAUAUGAACUUUGGUAAAUUCUCAGUCUACGUGGCAUUCCAAGAUCUGCUACUGCUCAAUGCGAACUUUUUCAAUUUUGAGGCAAUGGACUUUCUGAGCACUUCCCAAGUUGCUCAACUUACGAUGAACUCUGGAGCACUGAACAACCCAGACAUGAUCACCAUGGUAUUUGACCAUCUAGAAAAUGACGAUGCGUUCCAGAACGUGAAUGAUUUCGUGGCAGGUCUCGCCCAGAAUUCACAGGCUUUGGAAAUCCAUCCGGUGGUGAGGGACGUCAUGAUGAAUCGGACCUUUGCCAUCAUCAGUCUCCAUUUUACAGAGUUCUUGAGAGAAGACUGGGUUUCCUGGUUCACGGUGAAACUGAUUCCUCUCUUGCCCAGCAUAACUGCAGAGAUGCUUCAGACAUCAACUUCAGUUGGCGACUGCUUCGCUUUCCACACAAUCGUUGAGGGUCUUAGCAGCGUCUUUGACCAGAUGUCACUGAAGAGACAGCAGGAGCUCACACUUGUGCUGGUGGAUCAUCUGAAACACACCGGCGGGUCGGGCUCAACCUGCGGGUCAGACACCAGUAGUCUCAGCGCCUGGCUUGAUUUGAACAUUGGUAAAUUCUCAGUCUACGUGGCUUUCCAAGAUCUGCUACUGCUCAAUGCGAACUUUUCCAAUUUUGAAGCACUGGACUCUCUGAGCGCUUCCCAAGUUGGUAAGCUGACAGUGGACUCUGGAGCACUGAACAACCCAGACAUGAUCACCAUGGUAUUUGACCAUCUAGAAAAUGGUGAUGCGUUCCAGAAUGUGAAUGAUUUCCUGGCAGGUCUCACCCAGAAUUUGCAGGUUUUGGAAAUCCAUCCAGUGGUGAGGAACAUCAUGAUGAAUAGGACCUUUUCCAUCAUCACUCUCCAUUUUACAGAGUUCUUGAGAGAAGACUGGGUUUCCUGGUUCACGGAGAAACUGAUUCCUCUCUUGCCCAGCAUAACUGCAGAGAUGCUCCAGACAGCAACAUCCUACGGUGAUUGCAACGCAUUCCACGCAAUCGUUGAGGGUCUUAGCAGCGUUUUUGAACAAAUGUCACUGGAGAGACAGCAGGAACAUACAAUUGUUCUGGUGGAUCAUCUGAAACACACCACAGGAUCAGGCUCAACCUGUGGGUCAGACACCAGCAGUCUCAGAGCCUGGCUUGAUGUGAACUUUGGUAAAUUCUCAGUCUACGUGGCAUUCCAAGAUCUGCUACUGCUCAAUGCAAACUUUUCCAAUUUUGAGGCACUGGACUUUCUGAGUGCUUUCCAAGCUGUUCAACUUACGGUCAAAUCUGGAGCACUGAACAACCCAGACAUGAUCACCAUGGUAUUUGACCGUCUAGAAAAUGGCGAUGCAUUCCAAAACGUGAAUGAUUACCUAGCAGGUCUCACCCAGAAUUCGCAAGCUUUGGAAAUCCAUCCGGUGGUGAGGAACAUCAUGAUGAAUCGGACCUUUGCCAUCAUCAGUCUCCAUUUUACACAGUUCUUGAGAGUAGACUGGGUUUCCUGGUUCACGGAGAAACUGAUUCCUCUCCUGCCCAGCAUAACUGCAGAGAUGCUCCAGACAGCAACAUCAGACAGCGACUGCAUCACAUUCCACACAAUCGUUGAGGGUAUUAGCAGCGUCAUUGACCAGAUGUCACUGGAGAGACAGCAGGAGCUCACACUUGUUUUGGUGGAUCAUCUGAAACACCCCGGCAGAUCAGGCUCAACUUGCGGGUCAGACACCAGCAGUCUCAGUGCCUGGCUUGAUGUGAACUUUGGUAAAUUCUCAGUCUACGUUGCAUUCCAAGAUCUGCUACUGCUCAAUGCAAACUUUUUCAAUUUUGAGGCACUGGACUCUCUGGGUGCUUCCCAAGUUGCUAAACUGUUGGUGGAAUCUGGAGGACUGAACAACCCAGACAUGAUCACAAUGGUAUUUGACCAUCUAGAAAAUGGCGAUGCAUUCCAGUACGUGAAUGAUUUCCUGGCAGGUCUCACCCAGAAUUCACAGGCUUUGGAAAUCCAUCCGGUGGUAAGGGACAUCAUGAUGAAUCGGACCUUUGCCAUCAUCAGUCUCCAUUUUACAGAGUUCUUGAGAGAAGACUGGGUUUCCUGGUUCACCGUGAAACUGAUUCUUCUCCUGCCCAGCAUAACUCCAGAGAUGCUCCAGACAGCAACAUCCUACGGCGACUGCAUCGCUUUCCACACAAUCGUUGAGGGUCUUAGCAGCGUCUGUGACCAGAUGUCACUGGAGAGACAGCAGGAGCUCACACUUGUUCUGGUGGAUCAACUGAAACAGAUCAGUGGAUCGGGCUCAACCUGUGGGUCAGACACUAGCAGUCUCAGAGCCUGGCUUGUUGUGAACUUUGGUAAUUUCUCAGUCUACGUGGCAUUCCAAGAUCUGCUACUGCUCAAUGCAAACUUUUCCAAUUUUGAGGCACUGGACCUUCUGAGCGCUUCCCAAGUUGCUCAACUUACGGUGAACUCUGGAGCACUGAAUAACCCAGACAUGAUCACCAUGGUAUUUGACCAUCUAGAAAAUGGCAAUGCGUUUCAAAACGUGAACGAUUUCCUGGCAGGUCUCACCAAGAAUUCGCAGACUUUGGAAAUCCAUCCGGUGGUGAGGGACAUCCUGAUGAAUCGGACAUUUGCCAUCAUCAGUCUACAUUUUACACAGUUCUUGAGGGAAGACUGGGUUUCUUGGUUCACGGUGAAACUGAUUCCUCUUCUGCCCAGCAUAACUGCAGAGAUGCUCCAGAGAGCAACAUCAGACGGUGACUGCAUUGCAUUCCACGCAAUUGUUGAGGGUCUUAGCAGCAUCUUUGACCAGAUGUCACUGGAGAGACAGCAGGAGCUCACUCUUAUUCUUGUGGAUCAUCUGAAACACACAGACGAAUCUGGCUCAACCUGCGGGUCAGACACCAGCAGUCUCAGCGCCUGGCUGGAUGUAAACUUUGGUAAAUUCUCAGUCUACGUGGCAUUCCAAGAUCUGCUAUUGCUCAAUGCAAACUUUUCCAAGUUUGAGGCACUGGACUCUCUGAGUGCUUCCCAAGUUGCUAAGGUGACGGUGGACUCUGGAGCACUGACCAACCCAGACAUGAUCACCAUGGUAUUUGACCAUCUAGAAAAUGGCAAUGCGUUCCAGAACAUGAAUGAUUUCUUGACAGGUCUCACCCAGAAUUCGCAGGUUUUGGAAAUCCAUCCAGUGGUGAGGGACAUCAUGAUGAAUCGGACCUUUUCCAUCAUCAGUCUCCAUUUUACAGAGUUCUUGAGAGAAGACUGGGUUUCCUGGUUCAAGGUGAAACUGAUUCCUCUCUUGCCCAGCAUAACUGCAGAGAUGCUCCAGACAGCAACAUCCUACGGCGACUGCAUCACAUUCCACGCAAUCGUUGAGGGUCUUAGCAGCGUCAUUGACCAGAUGUCACUGGAGAGACAGCAGGAACUCACAAUUGUUCUGACGGAUCAUCUGAAACACGCCGGCAGAUCGGGCUCAACCUGUGGGUCAGACACCAGCAGUCUGAGAGCCUGGCUUGAUGUGAACUUUGGUAAUUUUUCAGUCUACGUGGCAUUCCAAGAUCUGCUACUGCUCAAUGCAAACUUUUCCAAUUUUGAGGCACUGGACCUUCUGAGCGCUUCCCAAGUUGCUCAACUUACGGUGAAUUCUGGGGCACUGAACAACCCAGACAUGAUCACCAUGGUAUUUGACCAUCUAGAAAAUGGCAAUGCGUUCCAAAACGUGAAUGAUUUCUUGUCAGGUCUCGCCCAGAAUUCCCAGGCUUUGGAAAUCCAUCUCGUGGUGAGGGACAUCAUGAUGAAUCGGACCUUUGCCAUCAUCCGUCUCCAUUUUACACAGUUCUUGAGGGAAGACUGGGUUUCCUGGUUCACAGUGAAACUGAUUCCUCUCCUGCCCAGCAUAACUGCAGAGAUGCUCCAGACAGCAACAUCAGUUGGCGACUGCAUCGCAUUCCACGCAAUCGUUGAGGGUCUUAACAACGUCUUUGACCAGAUGUCACUGGAGAGACAACAGGAGCUCACACUUGUUCUGGUGGAUCAUCUGAAACGCUCCGGCAGAUCAGGCUCAACCUGCGGGUCAGACACCAGCAGUCUCAGCGCCUGGCUUGAUGUGAACUUUGGUAAAUUCUCAGUCUACGUGGCAUUCCAAAAUCUGCUACUGGUCAAUGCGAACUUUUCCAAUUUUGAGGCACUGGACUCUCUGAGUGCUUCCCAAGUUGCUAAGCUGACGGUGGACUCUGGAGCACUGAACAACCCAGAAAUGAUCACCAUGGUAUUUGACCAUCUAGAAAAUGGUGACGCGUUCCAGAACGUGAAUGAUUAUCUGGCAGGUCUCACCCAGAAUUCACAGGCUUUGAAAAUCCAUCCAGUGGUGAGGGACAUCAUGAUGAAUCAGACCUUUGCCAUCAUCAGUCUCCAUUUUACAGAGUUCUUGGGAGGAGACUGGGUUUCCUGGUUCACCGUGAAAAUGAUUCCUCUCUUGCCCAGCAUAACUGCAGAGAUGCUCCAGAAAGCAACAUCCUACGGCGACUGCAUCGCAUUCCACGCAAUCGUUGAGGGUCUUAGCAGCGUCUUUAACCAGAUGUCACUGGAGAGACAGCAGGAGCUCACAAUUGUUCUGGUGGACCAUCUGAAAAACACCGGCGGAUCGGGCUCAACCUGUGGGUCAGACACCAGCAGUCUCAGAGCCUGGCUUGAUGUGAAUUUUGGUAAAUUCUCAGUCUACGUGGCAUUCCAAGAUCUGCUACUGUUCAAUGCGAACUUUUCCAAUUUUGAGGCACUGGACCUUUUGAGUGCUUUCCAAGUUGCUCAACUUACGGUGAACUCUGGAGCACUGAACAACCCAGACAUGAUCACCAUGGUAUUUGACCAUCUAGAAAAUAUUGAUGCGUUCCAGAACGUGAAUGAUUUCCUGACAGGUCUCGCACAGAAUUCGCAGACUUUGGAAAUCCAUCCGGUGGUGAGGGACAUCAUGAUGAAUCGGACCUUUGCCAUCAUCAGUCUCCAUUUUACACAAUUCUUGAGAGUAGACUGGGUUUCCUGGUUCACGGUAAAACUGAUUCCUCUCCUGCCCAGCAUAACUGCAGAGAUGCUUCAGAAAGCAACAUCAGACGGCGACUGCAUUGCAUUCCACGCAAUCGUUGAGGGUCUUAGCAGUGUCUAUGAAAAGAUGUCACUGGAGAGACAACAGGAGCUCACAAUUGUUCUGGUGGAUCAUCUGAAACACACCGGCGGAUCGGACUCAACCUGUGGAUCAGACACCAGCAGUCUCAGAGCCUGGUUUGAAGUGAACUUUGGUAAAUUCUCAGUCUACGUGGCAUUCCAAGAUCUGCUAUUGCUCAAUAAGAACUUUUUCAAUUUUGAGGCACUAGACUCUCUGAGCGCUUCAGAAGUUGCUAAGCUGACGGUGGACUCUGGAGCACUGAACAACCCAAACAUGAUCACCAUGGUAUUUGACCAUUUAGAAAAUGGCGAUGCCUUCCAGAACAUAAACUAUUUCCUGGCAGAUCUCACCCAGAAUUCGCUGACUUUGGAAAUCCAUCCGGUGGUGAGGGACAUCAUGAUGACUCGGACCUUUGCCAUCAUCUCUCUCCAUUUUACAGAGUUCUUGAGAGGAGAAUGGGUUUCCUGGUUCACCCUGAAAAUGAUUCCUCUCUUGCCCAGCAUAACUGCAGAGAUGCUGCAGACAGCAACAUCCUACAGUGACUGCAUCACAUUCCAGGCAAUUGUUGAGGGUCUUAGCAGCGUCUUUGACCAGAUGUCACUGGAGAGACAGCAGGAGCUCACAAUUGUUCUGGUGGACCAUCUGAAACACACCAGCGGAUCGGGCUCAACCUGUGAGUCAGACACCAGCAGUCUCAGAGCCUGGCUUGAUGUGAACUUUGGUAAAUUCUCAGUCUACGUGGCAUUCCAAGAUCUGCUACUGCUCAAUGCGAACUUCUCCAAUUUUGAGGCACUGGACCUUCUGAGCGCUUCCCAAGUUGCUCAACUUACGGUAAACUCUGGAGCACUGAACAACCCAGACAUGAUCACGAUGGUAUUUGACCAUCUAGAAAAUGGUGAUGCGUUUCAGAACGUGAAUGAUUUCCUGGCAGGUCUCUCCCAGAAUUCUGAGCCUUUGGAAAUCCAUCCGGUGGUGAGGGACAUCAUGAUGAAUCAGACCUUUGUCAUCAUCAGUCUCCAUUUUACUGAGUUCUUGAGAGUAGACUGGGUUUCCUGGUUCACGGUGAAACUGGUUCCUCUCCUGCCCAGCAUAACUGCAGAGAUGCUCCAGACAGCAACAUCAGACGGCGACUGCAUUGCAUUCCAUGCAAUCGUUGAGGGUCUUAGCCGCGUCUAUGACCGGAUGUCACUGGAGAGACAGCAGGAGCUCACAUUUGUUCUGGUGGAUCAUCUGAAACACACUAGUGGAUCGGGCUCAACCUGCGGGUCAGACAUCAGCAGUCUCAACGCCUGGCUUGAUGUGAACUUUGGUAAAUUCUCAGGUUACGUGGCAUUCCAAGAUCUGCUACUGCUAAAUGCGAACUUUUGGCAUUUUAAUGCACUAGACUCUCUGAGCGCUUCCCAAGUUGCUGAGCUGACAGUGGACUCUGGAGCACUGAACAACCCAGACAUGAUCACCAUGGUAUUUGACCAUCUAGAAAAUGGUGAUGCGUUCCAGAACGUGAAAAAUUUCCUGGCAGCUCUCGCACAGAAUUCACAGGCUUUGGAAAUUCAUCCGGUGGUGAGGGACGUCAUGAUGAAUCGGACCUUUGCCAUCAUCAGUCUCCAUUUUACACAGUUCUUGAGAGUAGACUGGGUUUCCUGGUUCACAGUGAAACUGAUUCCUCUCCUGCCCAGCAUAACUGCAGAGAUGCUCCAGAGAGCAACAUCAGACAACAACUGCAUCGCAUACCACGCAAUCGUUGAGGGUCUUAGCACCAUCUUUGACCAGAUAUCACUGGAGAGACAGCAGGAGCUUACACUUGUACUGGUGGAUCAUCUGAAACACACCGACAGACCAGGCUCAACCUGUGGGUCAGACACCAGCAGUCUCAGCGCCUGGCUUGAUGUGAACUUUGGUAAAUUCUCAGUCUAUGUGGCAUUCCAAGAUCUUCUACUGCUCAAUGCGAACUUUUCCAAUUUUAAUGCACUAGACUCUCUGAGCGCUUCCCAAGUUGCUGAGCUGACAGUGGACUCUGGAGCACUGAACAACCCAGACAUGAUCACCAUGGUAUUUGACAAUCUAGAAAAUGGCGAUGCAUUCCAGAACGUGAAUGAUUUCCUGGCAGGUUUCACCCAGAAUUCACAGGCUUUGAAAAUCCAUCCAGUGGUGAGGGACAUGAUGAUGAAUCGGACCUUUGCCAUCAUCAGUCUCCAUUUUACUGAGUUCUUGAGAGAAGAGUGGGUUUCCUGGUUCAACGGGCAAUUGAUUCCCCUCUUGCCCAGCAUAACUGCAGAGAUGUUCCAGAAAGCAACAUCCUACGGCGACUGCAUCGCAUUCCACGCAAUCGUUGAGGGUCUUAGCCGUGUCAUUGAUGAGAUGUCACUGAAGAGACAGCAGGAACUCACAAUUGUUUUGGUGGAUCAUCUAAAACACACUGGUGGAUCGGGCUCAACCUGUGGGUCAGACACCAGCAGUCUCAGAGACUGGCUUGAUGUAAACUUUGGUAAAUUCUCAGUCUACGUGGCAUUCCAAGAUCUGCUACUGCUCAAUGCAAACUUUUCCAAUUUUGAGGCACUGGACUUUCUGAGCGCUUCCCAAGUUGCUCAUUUUACGGUGAACUCUGAAGCACUGAACAACCCAGACAUGAUCACCAUGGUAUUUGACCAUCUAGAAAAUGGCGAUGCGUUCCAAAACGUGAAUGAUUUCCUGGCAGGUCUCACCCAGAAUCCGCAGGCUUUGAAAAUCCAUCCGGUGGUGAGAGACAUCAUGAUGAAUCGGACCUUUGCCAUCAUCAGUCUCCAUUUUACAGAGUACGUGAGAGUAGACUGGAUUUCCUGGUUUACGGUGAAACUGAUUCCAGUCCUGCCCAGCAUAACUGCAGAGAUGCUCCAGACAGCAACAUCCUACAGCGACUGCAUCGCAUUCCACACAAUCGUUGAGGGUCUUAGCAGCGUCUUUGACCUGAUGUCUCUGGAGAGACAGCAGGAGCUCACACUUGUUCUGGUGGAUCAUCUAAAACACCCAGGCAGAGCGGGCUCAACUUGCGGCUCAGACACCAGCAGUCUCAGUGCCUGGCUUGAUGUAAACUUUGGUAAAUUCUCAGUCUACAUUGCAUACCAAGAUCUGCUACUGCUCAAUGCAAACUUUUUCAAUUUUGAGGCACUGGACUCUCUGAACGCUUCACAAGUUGCUAAGGUGAUGGUGGACUAUGGAGGACUGAACAACCCACACAUGAUCACCAUGGUAUUUGACCAUCUAGAAAAUGGUAAUGCAUUCCAGAACGUGAAUGAUUUCCUGGCAGGACUCACCCAGAAUUCGCAGGCUUUGGAAAUCCAUCCGGUGGUGAGGGACAUCAUGAUGAAUCGGACCUUUGCCAUCAUCAGUCUUCAUUUUACAGAGUUCUUGAGAGAAGACUGGGUUUCUUGGUUCACGGUGAAACUGAUUCCUCUCCUGCCCAGCAUGACUGCAGAGAUGCUCCAGACAGCAACAUCAGACGGCGACUGCAUUGCAUUCUAUGCAAUUGUUGAGGGUCUUAGCAGCAUCAUUCACCAGAUGUCACUGGAGAGACAGCAGGAGCUCACAAUUGUUCUGGUGGAUCAUCUGAAACACACCAGUGAAUCAGGCUCAACCUGCGGGUCAGAUACCAGCAGUCUCAGAGCCUGGCUUGAUGUGAACUUUGGUAAAUUCUCGGUCUACGUGGCAUUCCAAGAUCUGCUACUGCUCAAUGCGAACUUUUCCAAGUUUGAGGCACUGGACCUUUUGAGUGCGUCCCAAGUUGCUCAACUUACGGUGAACUCUGGAGCACUGCACAACCCAGACAUGAUCACCAUGGUAUUUGACCAUCUAAAAAAUGGCGAUGCGUUCCAGAACGUGAAUGAUUUCCUGGCAGGUCUCGCCAAGAAUUCACAGGCUUUGGAAAUCCACCCGGUGGUGAGGGACUUCAUGAUGAAUCGGACCUUUGCCAUCAUCAGUCUCCAUUUUACACAGUUCUUGAGGGAAGACUGGGUUUCCUGGUUCACGGUGAAACUGAUUCCUCUCCUGCCCAGCAUAAAUGCAGAGAUGCUCCAGACAGCAACAUCAGACCGCAAUUGUAUUGCAUUCCAGGCAAUCGUUGAGGGUCUUAGCAGCGUCUUUGGACAGAUGUCACUGGAGAGACAGCAGGAGCUCACACUUGUUCUUGUGGAUUAUCUGAAACACAUCGGUGGAUCGGGCUCAACCUGCGGGUCAGACACCAGCAGUCUAAGCGCCUGGCUUGAUGUGAACUUUGGUAAAUUCUCAGUCCACGUGGCAUUCCAAGAUCUUCUACUGCUCAAUCCGAACUUUUCCAAUUUUGAGGCACUGGACUCUCUGAGUGCUUCCCAAGUUGCUAAGCUGACGGUGGACUCAGGAGCACUAAACAACCUAGACAUGAUCACCAUGGUAUUUGACCAUCUAGAAAAUGGCAAUGCUUUCCAGAACGUGAAUGUUUUCCUGGCAGGUCUCACCCAGAAUUCGCAGGCUUUGGCAAUUCAUCCGGUGGUAAGGGACAUCAUGAUGAAUCGGACCUUUGCCAUCAUCAGUCUCCAUUUUACACAGUUCUUGAGAGAAGACUGGGUUUCCUGGUUCACGGUGAAACUGAUUCCUCUCCUGCCCAGUAUAACUGCAGAGAUGCUCCAAACAGCAACAUCCUACAGCAACUGCAUCACAUUCCACGCAAUCGUUGAGGGUCUUAGCAGCGUCUUUGAUCAGAUGUCACUGCAGAGACAGCAGGAGCUUACACUUGUUCUGGUGGGCUAUCUAAAACAGAGCUACAGAUCGGGCUCAACUUGUGGGUCAGAAACCAGCAGUAUCAUCGCUUGGCUUGAUGUAAACUUUGGUAAAUUCUCAGUCUAUGUGAAUUUUGAAGAUCUGCAGGAGAGAGAAAUGAAGGAAACUGUCUGUCAAAAGAUGAUUUAUUGUCAAUUAUGUCAAUUAUGUUCUUCCCAAUCAACUCCAUUACAUAUAACCACCCUUUCUUCUUUCACUUCUGGGUGAUUCCACCAAUAGAGGAUUUGUUGCUAUUCGUGUUUGUUUUGUGAAGGAAUAACAUUAGGACAAAAAAUUGUGAUUUAAACUUUUAAAAAGUCAAAUGAAAGGUAAAUGGGUUGUUGUUUUUAAAUUUUAAAUUAGUCUUAAGUGUGUAGUGUUCUAUGAACUUUCUAAUAAACUUCAUGUUUUUAUUUUCGUAAAUUAGUACAAACUCUGUUAAAAAGCAUCAAAUUCAAGAAUUCAAUUCAAUUGUAAUACAUUAAAAUGUGUUUUUAAAACAAUUAUAAAUUGGAAAAAAGUUAAAUUCAUGUUUAUUUCUAUAGUGAUGUUCACAGUUUAUCAUUAGAGCAAAGCAAUAAUACCAUAAAUACAAAGUACAAGCAAAUGAAACAUGGUGUAUUAAUGGAUUAUAAAUGGCAUUGUUACAGAAUAUACAUGUACAAUCUUAUAACUUAUAUUACUGGUAAAUUGACAGUACUUAUUAAUUAGCACACACAAUCUAAUAACAGAAUUGUACUUGUAAUUUACUUAUAAAAACUGUAUGUGUUAAAUCAACUAUUAAAAAGCAGAAUGAUUUGUG
Misgurnus anguillicaudatus (oriental weatherfish) is the source of this 17128-nucleotide messenger RNA. The record is from RefSeq and is a predicted model, not a curated record. Lineage: Eukaryota; Metazoa; Chordata; Actinopteri; Cypriniformes; Cobitidae.